Lytechinus variegatus (green sea urchin) is the source of this 2878-nucleotide messenger RNA. RefSeq names its product high mobility group protein 1 homolog. The transcript has a single exon. Bases 251 to 865 code for a protein of 204 amino acids. The record is from RefSeq and is a predicted model, not a curated record. Gene Ontology annotation, biological process: regulation of transcription by RNA polymerase II. NCBI's taxonomy places the organism in Eukaryota, Metazoa, Echinodermata, Echinoidea, Temnopleuroida, Toxopneustidae. Gene Ontology annotation, molecular function: DNA binding, bending.
CAUAUACAUGCACUGUUUCGGCGUCAGCACGCUAUCCCUAUGUGCAUUUGGCGCCAUUAGCAUUGUGUUGUACGCUUGGCCAAUACUCACGUGUGGGAACUGCCGUACAUCUGCAUACUACACCCCCGCAACCUUGGCAUUAUUUCUGAAUUUUUAAGACUGUUCGCAAAGGAAACUUUACUUUAUCAUUCUGAACUGUUUACUGCAGAUAUUUUGAGUGCUAGCACGUGUAAUUUCUUAUAACAUCAUCAUGGGGAAGAAUAAGAAGGACCCAAACAGGCCCCGUGGACGCAUGUCGGCCUACGCGUACUUUGUACAGGAUCGCCGUAGCAAAGCUGAAGGGCAAGUGAAUUUCACCGCCUUUUCAAAGGAUUGUGCCGAUAAAUGGAGGGGUAUGUCAGAUGGCGAGAAACGUCCAUAUAACGAUAAAUCAGCUACUGAUAAGCUCCGUUAUGAUCGGGAGAUGUCGAGUUACAUUCCUCCUAUGAAAGACAAGAAUUCGAAAAGUGGACGACGCCGAGCCAAAAAAGAUCCAGAUGCACCGAAGAGGAAUCUGUCAGCUUUCUUCCUUUUCAGCCGAGACGAGCGAGGUGCUAUCAAGAAUGCCCACAAAGAUUGGUCAGUUGGAAAGAUUGCACAACAGCUUGCUAAGAUCUGGAAGACGGUUCCCCUAGAAACCAAGGAGAAGUAUGAUGCUGAAGCUGCACGAGACAAGGAGCGAUACUUGAAAGAGAUGGCAAUCUUCAAGGAAACAAAGCCAAAAGCACCAAGAAAGCCGCAGAGGAAGGAAUCAACCAGCUCAAGUUCCUCAGAUGACUCAAGUUCAGAUGACUCAAGCUCUGAUUCUGACAGUGACGAAGAGUAAAAAGUGCACCAAACUAUUAAUUUUGGGGUCUAGAAGAACUUAAUACUUGUUUAGACUGCCAAGACAGUACCCUCAGCCUGUAUCUGUAUGAUGACCAUCAAACAUUAUUGACCUUGUUAAAAUAUUGAUUGAGCUGUUAUUUUUAUUAGAUCUCUUGUUCAACAAUUUGUCACGUUUUAAUUGCUGCUGCUUAAUCAGUUGUAUCAAUGAGAUGUAGAUGAUCUACAUGUAGAUCUAGUGUGAAAUGGACAAAUGAUGUAAUAUAAUAUAUGAUAUUGGUAGUCUACUGUUGCAUUUCUGACUUCAUCAUGUAUUCUGUGUUUGAGAUCAAACUCUGCUUUACUUAUUGGAAGAAUUAAGACAUAAUCUGGCCCACUAGGUCUAUACUAUAAUAUAAAUUCCCGACUUUGGCCUUUCGUUUUCUAUCAGGACAAACCUGAAGUCAUUCAAUAUUUCAUGAAAGAGAGUACAUUGAAAAAAAAGUCAAUUGCUAAUGCCUGUUACUGUUGGUCCAGUGCCCUGUUAAUACAUCUGGUAAAAUUGUGAAGUGUAGAAUGUAAUAUUGAAAUUGAAGUGUUCCUGGCUUGACUAUCAAUCCUUGUAAAAUUUUCAGAAGUUUACCAUAAUACUAUUGUAAAGUCUGUAAUGACCUUCAAAAAUCUUGGAUACCAAUAUUUAUUGAAAUACCCCCUAAAAGAAAUAACUAAUGCACUUUUUUCUUAUUUUAAUGUAUCUGACUAUGAGGAACACUGGCACAAGUCCCCUUGUUUUGUAAGUAACAUUGACAAUAAAUUGUGUACAGUUUUGUAAAUAGUAGUAUUGUGUGAAUUAUCCUUAGUGUAAAGUGACAGAAUCCUGCGUAAUGUUCUUAUUGGUAAAUUAAGCUGAGAUUUUUAGUCAAAUUUUGUAUUAAUGCUAUUGUAUGAUGUACACGUACUUUACUCUUGUGAAAUAACAUUUACCACUAUAGUUAGAAAAUAGAGAAAGUAUAAUGCAACUUUUUAUUAUUUUUAAAGCAGUCCUCAAAUAAUUUUAUCCUCAAAGUUAUUUCAAGCUCAAAAGGUUUAGUGUUAUUUUUAUCAGAAAUGCUGUCAAAUUGUGACUACGGGUAAUAGACACUAUUGUUUAGACUGGAAUGAAUUUUCAAAUUUCAUAAGGAAUGUGCAUCAAAGUAUAAAAUUUCCUUUUAAUCCUAGCUUCUACGUACAUGUACCAUGGCAAAACUAUCUGCAUGAAUAUUUACUGUUUUCUGUUUGUUUUGAAUUUAGCAUCAACUGUAAAUUAGGUCUUCCACAUUUUGACCAAGUAUCAGUCAGUCAUAAAUUCUAAUACAGCCAUGUUUAAUGGCCCAAUGUAUGACAUGUUUUGUUAUCAGCAUAUGAUGCAUCAUGAUACGUAUAAACAUGACAGCUACAUGUGCAUGUAUGUUUUAUGUGUAUACAACUAAUGUUAUAUGAUCCAUAGUUGGAACUUUGUGCCUAAGUCACUUACAUAUUUGUUUGAAUUAAUGAAGCUUGAAUGAACUGAUCUGCAGAGGUGUAUAUUUUGCUGGAAAUUGAUGUGAUUUUUACGGUGUUCUUCACUUUGAAUUGUUAUGCCAGAAAUUGUCUGUUUUCAACUUGAUGGUAAUUAUCAGAGAUAUAGGAUCUUUUGAAAAAAUAUGUGUGUUCAUUCCAGUUUGAGAAUUACUGUUUGGAAAAGAAAAAAUGUUCUGAAAAGGUGCUUUAAAGCAUAGAAAUUAUAUCAAUCCCUACUCAAGUUUAUGUACAGACAAUGUACAUGUAACAAGUAUUUUUUCAGUGGUUGGAGAUCAAUGUACUGGAUUGUACACAUAUGAUUUCACUAAGCAUGCCACUGCUGAUGCUAAUUCUCAAGGCAUCCAUCCUGUGCUUAAUCCUUUCCAUGUAUUUUAUUUUUGUGACGUUUCAGUCUUCAGCGUCCAUCACAGUCAGUCAUUGUAUGUUAUAUUUUUUCUGCUUCAUAAAUAAAGAAUGUUUUUAAUUCAGAGAACAA